AUGUCCAUCAACCCCAACCUCAAGUACACCACGGUGUCGUACAAGCCUGCGGGUGGCCCGUCGCCACUCGCCAGAGACCCUACCACUGCUAACUUGCAGCAACCAGGCGACACCUUUGACACCACCAGCAGCAUCUUGAGCGACUACGACGACUUAGUGGGCGCAGAUGCCGAAGACGACGACCAGUCGCUGUAUGUGUUGUUCAAGCCAACCAGGUCACCAGUGGCGCCAGCCGCCAACAACGUCAGCGACAUACUAUCGUUGACAAACACCACUGCUACGAACGCGUACGAUGAGGAUGACGAGGAAAGUGAGGAAGAAGAGGCAGUAGCUACUGCAGCGGUGUCGCCGCCCAGCACCAACUUGUCCAACAAGAUUAACCGCUGGUACAACACCAGCGUGGCGCUGGCAGAGAUGGUAGAUGACAACAUCGCCAGCUGGAACUUGGACGAGAACUUGAUGGAGCACAGCGGCGCCACCGUUCUGGGCGACCAAACGUCACCCACCAACCUCGUGGGACAGUUCUAUGGCGACGACUUGUUUGCAUACUUCGACCAGGCAGACUUGGACAAGUUCCGCAAGUUCCACCGCUUGGUGGACAUCAAAAACUACUUGCUUGCACGCGACCACCAGCCCUCGGGAUCCCCCUCACUCGUGCGGCACCUUCUCUUGAAGGUGCUCAUGAGUGCGAACCCGCCAGCCCCCGAACCCCAGGCCCGCCAGGUCCCUGAGUACCUCGAUUACUUGGACUACCGUCCCCAAGACGACAACACGUUUGUGCCGCCCUCCACGUUUUCCGAUACCACAAGCUCGUCGCUCGUGAUGUGUGGGGGCGCUGGCUUUGGUGGCUCUGCCUCCUGGAACGACAUAUAG
Molecule: messenger RNA, 873 nt
Organism: Suhomyces tanzawaensis NRRL Y-17324
Lineage: Eukaryota; Fungi; Ascomycota; Pichiomycetes; Serinales; Debaryomycetaceae
Exons: 1
Coding region: 1-873 (290 amino acids)
Source: RefSeq, a predicted model, not a curated record